AUGUUUCUAAAGUAUCGAAAAAUCGAUAAAAAUCCCAACAGGCGGGGCUAUCCCGGGAUCAAUGGCAAAAAUCGGCGGUUGGUGCGGAUGAGGAAGAUAGAUGAACGCGAGCAGGCCUUGGUCGGCUGGGUCACCAUGGCCGACGCGCCACCAGCCGCGAAGCGUGCCCGCCUGAGCGCGGCUACCUUUGGCGAGGCCGUCCUGAAUGGCGACGAGUGGCUCGCAAAGUCCGAGGACGACGUGGAGCGCUGGCUGCGAUCGGAUGACCUCGCUGUUUGCCGGGAGACGACUGUGCUCGAGGGGCUCAUCCGCUGGGCAAAGCACGACUUCGGAGCGAGGCGCGACGCGUUCGUGAGCAUUCUCAACAGCGAGAUCUGCGUGCGGCUGUCCCGCUUUACCCGCGACGAGCUCAAGGCGCUCGUGGAGAAGCCGCCAAUCCCAGAGAUUGCAAACGCCUUCUCACGCCGCGUGUGCGAGGAGCUGUUUCGUCGAACCGAGGCUGGCGGCGCCCCGCCUGCACCGAUGCGUCUCUACGCGCAGCACGCCUUUGAGUUCCCAACGCAGUGUGUGCGCAACGGACCGGCCGGGGCCGUCCCCGACCUCAACGCUGACUCCUUCAGUCGCUACGUGCCCAAGCCGGCAUUCCUGAUGACAGUCUCCGCAUCGAAGAUCGUGGUGGGCGACCACGGUGGGCGCUCGGCAGAGCGCCGGUCCAGCAUCAAAAUCUACAACUCGUCCACGCUGCAGCUUGAGCGCGAAUUUGCCAGCGGUGGCGGGCGAGUGUCGGCCCUUGCCUCGCACGGCGACAAGAUCAUCAUCGGAGUGUCGGGAGGAUGCAACUUCUGCAACAAUGAGGACGAGAAGAUCGCCGGUUACGCGACCGGCUGCCUCUACGUGCUGGACUACGAGCACGGUGGCGCCUUCUCGCUGGACGCGCACGGCAGCGUGUACCGGCACGAAGACGGCGGGGGCGCCAACGUGCUUGUGCGAGACCCAAACUGGUCCGUUGACCGCCUCUUCAUGCACGGCGACUCUCUGGUGUCGAUGGGCUAUGGCACGCAGCCCGACUGGACCGCCGAUUCCAGCAUGACGUCCUCGCGGCACCUCGAGCAGCGCCAAGUCAAGAUGUGGGACACGGCCACCUGGCUUUGUACCAGCUCUGCUGAGGGGCCGUUCCCAGGCGACGGGCACACUGGCGCGGAGCUCUGCCUUUCCGUUGGCAAGUACGUCGUGAGCGUGUCCGCGCCGAGGCACGGGGGCUCCGCGUGGUACGGCGAGCUGCACGUGUGGGCCACGCCUUCGUGGCGGCAGACGCACGUGAUCAAGGUCGUCGGCGAUGGGCGCAUCGUCGGACCAGUCGCCCUGGCCAACAGCAAUGGCUACCUCGUCACCGCCUACGGCGGUGCGAUCGACACGACGGUCAAGCUGUGGGACCUCGAGUCUGCCACCUGCCUGACCUCCUUCCAGGCCGCGCACCCCGUGUCCUCGCUCCUCGCAGGCGACGGAAAGCUCCUCCUCUUCUACGAACCGGACCGUGACCUAGAGGAGAACCCCAAGCGCGGCGAGGACUUCGAGUCGCACGCCGACUUCGAGGUGCGCGACCUCGCCACUGGAAGCGUGGCUCGCUCGAUCGCAAACCCUCGGUACGAGCCGCUGGGGAGUGACGACUCGCACAGCUAUACGGCUCGUCACGCCGACCGCGAACGCGUUCGGCGUCGCAGUGUGGUCCGCGCCGCCUUCACGAGCAGCGGCAAGCUCGUCACCGUCGACCACCAGGGCGCUCUCCGCCUAUGGAAGUAG
This is a messenger RNA of Emiliania huxleyi CCMP1516, 1800 nucleotides long. RefSeq lists its product as hypothetical. The record is from RefSeq and is a predicted model, not a curated record. Lineage: Eukaryota; Haptophyta; Isochrysidales; Noelaerhabdaceae. The transcript has 3 exons. Gene Ontology annotation, molecular function: protein binding. Bases 1 to 1800 code for a protein of 599 amino acids.